AAAAAUAAAAUAAAACUAGACUUUUUGCUUUUGGAUGGGAUGGCAGAGUGUAUUGGUGUAUGUGCUUUUUUGUUCCAUUUUUUUUUUCUCUGCAAACGGUUUUUUUAACUUUUUAAUAUAUUUUGGUAUCUUUUGCGUCAUACGUAAGUUUUAUCCAUUGCCGUUAUUUUGACUUUUGGGGUGGCUAAGAACUUUGAGUAUAUAUCAAUAGUCCCUUAUUUUAAGUUUAUAACGUGAUUGAUGCCAAUUAAGGGAAAAGGGACAAAGAUAAAACUAGUAUUAUAUGAUAGGCAUCUUACCACUAGAAAAAAGAUAGAUUAAUUAUAUUCAAUUAAUUUCAUCAAAUUGGUGUUCCUUUAGAUGAGAUUCCUUGCAGUAUUUUUUGACUUUUCCAUUAUAGUUUACAUAUACCGUAAUUAAUCUUUGAAUAUAGUGACUGAAACACUUAUUAUGGUAUAAAUUUCAAAGAUAGGGAUCUUUGUUUGUAAGUGUCGAAGUGAAAGCAAACAAUUUGCAAUAAUUAAAAAUGACAAUUGACAAUGGUGGAACAAUAUAUAUUCGCCCCAAUGGGAUUGUUGCGAUACACCUAGUACAUACGUGAUAGUUUUUCUUAUUAGACUGGUAUAUAUAAUGAUCAAGCAAUAUAUUAUAAUUGGUCCUAAAUAGAAUGUCACAUCGCAGUAUUAACAUUAAACACUCUUAAUAUUUAGAGGCCUCUCAGAAAGUUUAACUGAACCUAUUGCUAUUGACUUGAACUAUAUCUCUAUAUAUAUGUAUGUCGCAAAUUUAUAAUACAUACAUAUAUUAUAAGAUUUCAUUUAUUAAACCCACUUUAAAUCUUACUUUCGCCUCUGUUUGUCUAGUUUGGGUGUUGCCUUUUUUUUUCCUUUUUUAUUUUUUUCCAACUAGCGAGCAAACUUAAUCAACUUGUAGCAUCCACCGAUACUAUCACAUUUGCCGUUUAACAUGUGAUUAGAUUAUAAUUUUGCAUGCGUUAAAGCAUAGAGAUACUUAAAAAUUAAGUCAUAAUCAACCCCUUAAGUAAUUACUAAAAGACUAGCUUAUCUCGAAAAUUGGACACUCUUUUUGUGUGAGUAAAGAGAAUUAGGACUCUGAACCUUGAUGAGAAAUUGUCACAGGAGUUUAGGAGAAUGCAAUAUUAUUUUCUUAUCCUUUCUUUUUGUGUGUGUUUUUAAUCCCCUAUUUUCAGAAUGACCCUAUCAGAGCGACUCAUUUACCUGGAGAAUAGUUUCUAUUUUAAUGAUUUUUCAAUUUUGCAAUGAAAAGACGAAUAGUUUUAGAUAUCUGCUAGCAUUGUGGAAGAAGAGGAAUCAAGUCAUGCAGUCGGAAAUCCAAUUAUUGGUCCUGCAUUCAGUCCUUAGGGUUGGUCUCCAUGUUCUGAUUCUGCCUCAUGAUAAUAGAAGUACCUCAGAAUGGGAACAAAACUCUUAUACGCCAAAAAUGCAAUAGCUAAUUCUCCAAACUACUAUUUCGCAGUGAAACAAUUGUAUAACUUGGGUGAUACUUUACACAAAGUUGGAUAUUCAAUGGAUAGGAUUGGUGAAUUGAAGAGUGUAGAAUCCAUCAAGAGGACAAUGCUCAUACAUGAAAACAUUUUCAAACAGCAGGUAAAGGAGCUCCACCGACUAUACAAUCUUCAAAGGAAACUGAUGCUAGAGUUGAAGAAUGAGAUGUCAAAGAUAGAUGAUCCAAGAGUAUUAUUAGACAAGUCUAUGAUCAACAUCUCUCAAAACUUGUCCACUUGGCAACAACAAUCCACAAGAGAAAUAGGGUUUAACAGUGUUCAUCUUUAUGGUUUAACAAUUGAUCAACAAGGGGAAAGAAGUGGCAGUUGCUCAGGUGAGAACUCAAGAAUAUUAAUGCCAGUUAGAGGAUUGAAUCUUGAAUUGCCUUCUGAUCAUCAAGAAGGAACUUCAACAAGUACUAUUUGUGCUAGUUAUGACCAUGCCAAGAUGAGAAAUAUUGAUGAGGAAGCAGAUGUGGAGCUAACACUAAGUAUUGGACCUAGCAAUAAUAAAAAGAGGUUAAAAAGCCAUAUGCAUAAAGAAAAGGAGAGAAAUUUUUCAGCUUCAGCCAAGUUAGAAAGAGGAGAAUGUACUGAUGGUAGCCCAGCUAGGAGCAGUUCGAGUGCAACAUUCAAACAAGAAAGUGCCUCUCAAGCUUAUUGGUUUUUCCAAGAUCUUAGUUUAAACAGAAGAUAGCCUAUAUUAACUUCCUUCUUUUUAAUUCUUUUGUAAUUAAUUUAUGGAAGCCUACUUGUUUCCUUUCAAAUGUUUCAAUGUGCGUACUUGAAUAGCUUUCUUUAAUACUUGUAUAUUUUAUCUAACCUACAAUCGGUAGGAAUAGAAUAGAGGAAAGAAGCAUUCUCUUUUUACAAACAU
Messenger RNA from Nicotiana tabacum (common tobacco), 2402 nucleotides. RefSeq lists its product as uncharacterized. The record is from RefSeq and is a predicted model, not a curated record. Lineage: Eukaryota; Viridiplantae; Streptophyta; Magnoliopsida; Solanales; Solanaceae.